Messenger RNA from Bicyclus anynana (squinting bush brown), 3218 nucleotides. Its product is annotated as homeobox protein vnd-like. The transcript has 3 exons. The coding region runs from base 157 to 1134 and encodes 325 amino acids. Gene Ontology annotation, biological process: regulation of transcription by RNA polymerase II; cell differentiation. Gene Ontology annotation, cellular component: nucleus. Gene Ontology annotation, molecular function: RNA polymerase II cis-regulatory region sequence-specific DNA binding; DNA-binding transcription factor activity, RNA polymerase II-specific. NCBI's taxonomy places the organism in Eukaryota, Metazoa, Arthropoda, Insecta, Lepidoptera, Nymphalidae. The record is from RefSeq and is a predicted model, not a curated record.
UGUCGAAGUACGACGGCGCGGGGUGUUCUUCACCCCGAGGGCCACUCGAGGGUUGUUUAGUGCGGGCGCGGCGUCGCGAGGCGCAGCACGUAUUCUCUCGGGUGUGUCUUAUCAGUUUCCAAGAUUAUUCCGAAGGCGAGCUCUCCCGGUCGGGAGAUGAAGUGCGAGGAAGGCGAGAGCGCGCGCUCGCCGCCGCCUCUGCUGCCGCCGGCAUCGCUGCUGGCCUGGAGCCCCAUCCUGCUGCCGCCCUGGGGCCCGGCUUUCCUGCCGGCUUUCUAUCCGGCGGCCUUCCGAUCCGCUUUCCCCGGAUUAUUAGAUAGUAUGAAGACAAUGCCAGGACAACGACCGGGCUUCCAAAUUUCUGAUAUCCUCGGGUUGAACGAAGCGAAGGGGUUGGAUGCCCCACAGCAGGGGGGGUUGAACCCCCUUGACUUGCCCCCCUACGCGCCACCUCAGCACAACUACGCACACGAGUUGUUGAGGCACCACCAACCUUGGCUUACGUUGGAUCAACAUGAUAGCACCGGUGUUCUCGGUCAACAAGUGAGUCCAGACAGCACUUCGCGAGCUUCGGAUUUAUCGUACGCGGUGGGGCCCUCAGCGGCGUCCCCCACUGUGGUCGACCCUCGCCACGACCAGGACCACGACCUCGACCAUGACGUCCACGACCACAGCCUCGACCACGACGACGACAUCGACCAGGACCAACCGUCGAACGCCGCGUCAGACAACAUCCUCUCACACAAAAAGCGCAAACGGCGCGUUCUGUUCUCCAAAGCACAAACCUACGAACUAGAAAGGAGGUUCCGGCAACAGAGGUACUUGUCCGCUCCUGAACGAGAACACUUGGCUAGUUUAAUCCGUCUAACACCAACUCAAGUGAAGAUAUGGUUCCAGAACCACAGGUACAAAACGAAACGCGCUGUCCAGGAGAAAGGUGCUCAUCAUGAUUUGAACAUGGGUGGUAUAAAAUCGCCAAGACGCGUCGUAGUUCCCGUUUUGGUGAAAGAUGGUAGGCCUUGUAUCGGUAAGCCGGACGGGCUACCACCGUUGGGCAUGACUCUUCCUCCAUACCAACCAAUGCACCACCAGCCUCCCGUAUCGGGCCACGGCCAGCAAGGAUGUUGGUGGUGAAAAUAUAGAUUAUAUAGAGUUAUGUGGUUACCUAGUCGAUGUAGCAAUAUAAAAGGAUAUUUGUUUUCCAAUGCCAGUAUUUUGUUAACUGGCAAACUUUACCUUUAAAAUUGAUUUUAUGACGUUUUUGCCAUAACAAAAGUGACUUCACCAAUUGAAGUUUUCAAUGUUGCAGUAUAUACCAUGCCUACUCAUAAUCAUGAUCUAUUCACUAAUUUUGCUUAUGAAUAUGGAAUAUAAUAAUCAGUUGAGCUCCCGCAGACAUACUUACUUAGUUGGUCGACUAUCGAGUUUACGAAUAGUAGUAAUAGUAGUAGAGUGACCAAUGCUAGGUUCUUAAUAAUAAUAUCUUCUUCAAUUAAAUCGUCAAAAUUAGUUAUAAUUACACUGUAUCUAGUUACAGUGUUUUAUAACUAUAGUAACACUCAUAAAUGAGGUUCUCGCACAUGAUUGCAUAAACUCAUCCAAAAUAUUUUCUAAAGUAUAUAUAUAAAAAUCCUGAAAAAUUCGUUAAAAUUAUACAGUGUUUCUUGCAAAAUAGUAGGGGACUAAAAGCAAAGAAUUGCGAUUUCUCAAAAGUCGAUGUCGUUUAGAUGCAGGAUUUAGAUAUUGUUUGUUAUGAUAAACCGAUCAUAAUCGAGAUUUACUUUCGAUUACAUGCAAUUAAUAAAAAUUUAUCAAACUAAAUUGUUAAAAGUACGCAGUCUAGUCGUUCGAUAGUCAGUCAACUCACAAUAAUUGUAUGUCUGUGGGAGCUCUUACAACAUAUUUUCAUACUUUCACGGACUGUACGAGGUACGCUUUUAUCCGUAAAGAUCCAAUGUGUGCUAACUAUGCUUAUCUACCUGACGCAUGCAAUCGUUUUAUAAAGCAAACUGAUAAGUGUGAAGGUAACAUAGAAACAGAAUAUUGGCAUUGGUCCGGUUAAAUGAUUUUGCAAGCAGUAUAAAUAGAUAUUUUAUAUUUAUGUAAUUAUUUUUCAAAGACCAAAUUAUGAAUACGAGUAAGUGGAUAAGUUAAUAACUCGAAUACUAAUAAAAUAUAGUACUCCUUUAUGUUGCACAGUUGAGGUGUUGGUUCCUAUUUUUUGGUAAGAUUUGGAAUAUUGUUAGAGAAAAUUUAGCGCUAUGUAAAGUACCUAUGAGUAUAUUCGUUUGUAUUCUAACAUACAUCAAGAAGUAUAUCAAGAAUUUAUUUUCUAACCUAGCAAUUUGUUCAGCUACCUAUACUAGAUAACAGGUGUCUCCUCAAGGCAUUCUUGCUAAUUUAGUCAUUAUUUGGGUCUUUCUGGUAGUGUAAUUAUCAUAAUUAUAUUAAUAAAUAGUGAGAGAUGUUUAUUUAUUUCAAUAACAGUCCAUAUUGUGGUUAACCUUUUGCUAACUUCUAAUUCUGUUUAACUUAAGUCAUGUCACGUAAAAUGGGCACUGAUAGAUUUAUGACAAAAUAUUCAUUUACAAUUAUAGUAGAAAUUAUUUGCGUCAUAUUUUUCAACCUUCAGUGCUCUUUUUACGUUGCAGCCAUUAAACAUUCCAAUUAUAACAUUCCUUUGUAUAUUAAUGUAAAAAAUCUAAUUAAGACUUCUAAGAUAUCAUUAUGAGAGUUGAUCAGAUUUUAUCAGAUUGCAAUAUUUAGAUGUAAGGUCCAGUAUUAUCACAGUCGAAUAUGUCUAGUGAAUAGUUUAUUUAUGUAUGUUCCAAAAAUUAUAUUUAUAAAACGAUUUUGAAGUAUCAAAAUCGAGUUAGAUAUAAAAAAAAAUGUAUAUUGUGUAAAUAAUAAUGGAUAUCCACUGAUCUUUGCAAGGAUCUGUCUAGUUGCAGAAUCCUCAUUUAUCUAUAUCUAAAUGAAUUCAUAAGUUGCAGUUUUGUAUUUCUAUAUACCAAAUUACAUUUAGGAAACUCUUCUUUGUAACUGUAUCUAUUUAGUAUUCCGUUGAACAAUAUUUCAAAAGAACCACUUCUUAGUACCUAUACCUAAAUAGUAUAAAAUAGCAUUAUGUUAAAUUUGUAUAAAAAAUAUUUAAAGAUAUAAAUUAUUAUGUGAAUAUUAAAUUGAUUGACAAAAUACCUUUGUUUAAAUGUGUGCCU